AAUUUGAUCCUCGACAAGCUCUCUCUUAUAAUGGCGGAUGACUUGCCGGAGCAGUUUGACCUAAUAGUCAUAGGCACAGGCUUCACUGAGUCUUGCAUUGCCGCGGCGGCCAGUCGGGUGGGCAAGUCGGUGCUCCAUUUAGACAUCAAUGACUACUACGGUAAUGUCUGGGGCUCAUUAGGCAUUGAAGACCUGAUAAGUCUGUUGGCCAGGGAAGCUGCACCGCACUCGACGCUACGCAAUGGAAGCUACCACUGGCACGAGCAAUCUGCUGCCACUCCCACGUCAGAAACGGAAGAGAUGAAAGUAGAGACUGGGCAGGUAUGGACGCGGGAGACAGUGCUGGCCAUGUCGCGUCGAUUCUGCAUUGAUCUCUGCCCACGUGUUCUCUACUCCGCUGGAGAGCUGGUGCAGCUGCUUAUCAAGUCCAACAUUUGUCGCUAUACGGAAUUCCGUGCCGUGGAUAAUGUGUGUAUGCAUCAAAACGGAACGAUCGUUUCGGUACCCUGUUCGCGCAGUGAUAUCUUUAAUACGAAGUCGUUGACUAUAGUGGAGAAGCGAUUGCUGAUGAAAUUUAUGAACGCGUGCAAUGACUACGGAGAGGACAAGUGCAACGAGGAUACUCUGGCCUUCCGGGGCAGAACGUUUUUCGACUAUCUGAAGGCGCAGCGUGUGACCGAGAAGAUUGCCUCAUGCGUGACGCAGGCCAUUGCCAUGUGUGGUCCUGACACUAGCUUUGAGGAGGGAAUGCUGCGCACUCAACGAUUUCUACACAGCCUCGGUCGUUAUGGCAACACGCCCUUUCUUUAUCCCAUGUACGGGUGUGGGGAAUUUCCUCAAAGCUUCUGUCGUCAGUGUGCUGUAUACGGGGGCAUUUAUUGCUUGAAACGAUCUGUGGAUGACUGUAGCGUGGACGUCAACUCGAAUGAAGUUUUGAUAAGCAGCGCUGGAACAACGUUCCGCGCGAAACAUGUGGUUUCUGCUCCUAGAUAUCUGCCAGCAUCGCGCGACUACGUGAUGCGACCUCAUCUAUCUCGCGGCUUGUUUCUAUCCUCCACUCCUUUGGGCAACGACGUGCUGAAUAAAGGUGGCGGUGGUGUUAAUAUCCUUCGUUUGAUGGACAACGAAGGAGCGCGGGAGGCCAUCUUCAUCCAGCUCUCGCACUAUUCUGGAGCUUGCCCGAAGGGAUUGUACCUAUUCCAUCUGACUACACCCGCUGUUUCGGAUGAUCCUGCGGCCGAUCUAAGGAUAUUUACAUUGCAGCUUUUCCAGUACGCCGAGCCAGAAAUCAUAUUCAGUUCAUACUUUACGCUUACUGCACAAUCACAACCGGAUAAAGGUGGCGCGGAUGAUAUCGUUUACUAUACAGACGCGCCUAGCUACGAGAUGGACUAUUAUGAUGCCAUUGCCAAUGCCCGUCACAUCUUUGGCAAGCUCUACACGGAUGUGGAAUUUUUACCACGUGCCCCAGAUGUUGAAGAGAUUGUCGUCGAUGGCGAGGAUCCAAGUGCCUUGAACGAGCAUAGUUUGCCGGAGGAUUUGCGUGCACAGCUGCAGGACAUGCAACAGGCGACUGAAGAAAUGGAUAUACAAGACUAGACAAAGUAUAUAUUUGAAUGACAGCUGCGCUUUAACCAUAGUUAAAUCUACCUUCAUCAAAACAUUAUCAAAGCACAACGACUUGAAUGUGGACUGUAAGGUUUUAACGUUAAUAAGAAAGAAAGAAUAGGUAUAUUAUACAAAGGUAUUUGUAUUGAUAAGCUUUUUUGCAUAUAUUACUAUAUAUUUAUUAGGUAAAUUAGUUAUAAGAUCUAAAAGUACUAGUAUAUAUAUAAAUGUGAGUGCUUCAGUGCAUUUUGCUUUGAUAAAUAUGUAUACCUUCGAAAAAUAUUCAUUUUUAUGCGUUGUAAAAACGUAUUUAUUUAUAUUUAUUGCUUGACGGGUUUCUGUGUGUGUGUGUGUUUGUGUUUGCACGAAGACACAAGUAAAAGUAUAAAAUAUAGGAAGAGAUUAAGGUUAAUAGUAGUUAACCGGGAAGAACAUUUCAUGGAGUCUUAUCAAUUUGGAGUGGACUUAGGCAGUAGAUAAUGCAGGCAGCUGCGAGAUGCAAAAAUAUCUUGUUAAUUCGAGAAUGUCUUCGUUGGAAGAUAGAUGAAGUCCGAAAUCAUAUAAAUUAUGAAACGAAACAAAAACUAAAAUUUUGAACAAAAUCAAUACGGAAAAAGGAGGAAAUAAGUGUUCGUGCGCUAUUUAAUAUAUGUAUGUUGUAUGUUUUGCCGACGACGUUUAUAACCACAUUUCUUUCCUGUUUUCACUGCAUUUUACAAUAAAGCUUUUGUUUUUA
Drosophila persimilis is the source of this 2344-nucleotide messenger RNA. It is a transcript of the gene Rep, whose product is annotated as rab proteins geranylgeranyltransferase component A. Lineage: Eukaryota; Metazoa; Arthropoda; Insecta; Diptera; Drosophilidae. Gene Ontology annotation, cellular component: Rab-protein geranylgeranyltransferase complex; nucleus; cytoplasm. The record is from RefSeq and is a predicted model, not a curated record. Bases 31 to 1599 code for a protein of 522 amino acids. Gene Ontology annotation, biological process: intracellular protein transport; vesicle-mediated transport; protein geranylgeranylation. The transcript is spliced from 3 exons. Gene Ontology annotation, molecular function: GDP-dissociation inhibitor activity.